This is a messenger RNA of Aureobasidium uvarum, 888 nucleotides long. NCBI's taxonomy places the organism in Eukaryota, Fungi, Ascomycota, Dothideomycetes, Dothideales, Saccotheciaceae. The record is from the annotation of a GenBank genome assembly.
AUGAAAGAACAUAAAACGGGCACAUCGAACUUCAUCGAAGAGGCCUCCCUUCCCCAAGCUUUAACCUUGACCUUCGUCUUCGGUCUUGCUGCGCAAUACUAUCUUCAUCUCCUUCUCACCUCCAUCAUUUCUGACAUCUUCCUUGUCAUCAUGGCCAAGACAAACAAAAAGAUUGCAUUGAUCACAGGAGGUUCACAGGGCAUCGGCGCCGCUACUGUUCGCGCUCUCGUCGAGAAAAACUACUUUGUCGUCAUCAAUUAUUUCUCCGAUACCGUCGCGGCUUCCAAUCUUGUCUCUGAGCUCGGCGCUGAGAACGCCGUGGCCAUCAAGGCCGAUGCUAGUCUUGUGUCGGGCAUCGAUUCUCUGAUUGAGACCAUCGUAUCAGAGUAUGGACAGAUUCACGUUUUGAUUUGCAGUGCCGCCAAGCUAGGCUUGCAAGACAUCUCCGAAACCACCGAGGCAGGUUUCGACGCUCUCUUCGCCAUCAACGUCAAGGGACCUUACUUUCUCGUUCAGAAAGCCGCUCCGCACAUGCCUCCAGGCUCACACAUUGUCCUUAUAUCGACUACUCAGUGCCAUGCCAGCACCGUAACGCCAGAGUAUGUAUUGUACACCAUGACCAAGGGCGCCAUUGAACAAAUGGUGCGCGUCCUGGCCAAGACUCUUGGGCCCAAGGGUGUCUUCGUCAAUGCCGUCGCUCCAGGUCCGACUGCCACGGAUAUGUUCUUGAAAAGUGGAAGGCCACAAGCAGUGCUGGACAAGAUUGCGGGCUUCAGUCCACACAAUCGGAUUGGUGAGCCGAAGGACGUGGCAGAGGCUAUCGUGUUCUUGACACAAAACCAAUGGGUGUCUGGUCAGGUCGUAAAAGUCAAUGGCGGGAUGGCCUGA